AUGGAUAUUCAGUCAUAUCUUCAGUCUCUUCCAACUCCUUCCAUUCUGAUCAUCUCCUUUGUUUUGUGUUCAUGGUUUUACUAUCAAUAUUCUUGGUAUAACAGAAAUGCGAAAAAGAACAGCUCAAUACCCACAAAUUGGCCUCUACUUGGGAUGCUACCAGCAAUUAUUCAGAAUGCUCACCGAAUUCAUGAUUAUGGGACUCAAGUCCUUAUUGAAAGUGGGGGAACUUUUGAGUUCAAAGGGCCCUGGUUUACCAAUGUUGACUUUGUUGUGACUUGUGAUCCUGCUAACAUCCAUUACAUCUUCAGCAAAAACUUCCCAAACUAUCCAAAGGGUCCUGAAUUCCGGAAAAUGUUCGAUGUCUUGGGGGAUGGCAUCUUCAAUGCAGAUUAUGAGCUGUGGGAAAUCCACAGGAAAGUUACUUUAUCAAUAUUUCAUCAGCCUGAUUACCAGAAAGUCUUUCAGGAGACUGUGCUGGAGAAAGUGGCGAACGGGCUACUUCCAGUCCUGGAGAGUUUCUGGAGCCAGGGCGCCGAGUUUGAUUUGCAGGACAUACUUCAGAGAUUUACUUUCGAUUGCUUCUCCAGAUUGCUUCUUGACUAUGAUCCAGAAAGCUUGUCCUUGGAGUUACCACACAUUCGAGCCCAAUACGCAUUUCUCGACGCCGAGAAAGCCAUUUUUCAGAGGCACAUCUUGCCUGAGAGCUGCUGGAAGCUCCAAAAAUGGCUUGAUUUUGGGAAAGAAAAGAAGCUAAGGGAAGCUUGGGACGACCUUGAUCAGUUCAUUUACCCUUGCCUUGAAAAGAAAUUGACACUUCUUACUAGUUCCACUUCAACUUCAAAGCAAUUCGAAAACGGCUUAAAUGCUUUCAUUCAGGCUUACAAAUCAACUUGUUCGAGUUCGAGUUCAAAAAAUAUCAAUCGUCCAGAAGUCACAAAGCUGUUCCUCAGGGACGCUUUUUUGAGCUUAAUGGUCGCGGGAAGAGAUACAGUCAGAUGUAUAACCGAGAAGAUUGUGAUGCAUCUUUACAUAGUCUCGCUUUGUAGCUCAAGUCUUUUGUCAAAAGGUACUACUACAGCAACUUUGGAUAGGGAUGGGGAACUAGGGAAGAAAAAAUUGCCUCGAAACAAAAUGUAA
Oldenlandia corymbosa var. corymbosa is the source of this 1140-nucleotide messenger RNA. The record is from the annotation of a GenBank genome assembly. NCBI's taxonomy places the organism in Eukaryota, Viridiplantae, Streptophyta, Magnoliopsida, Gentianales, Rubiaceae.